Meloidogyne enterolobii is the source of this 315-nucleotide messenger RNA. Lineage: Eukaryota; Metazoa; Nematoda; Chromadorea; Rhabditida; Meloidogynidae. The record is from the annotation of a GenBank genome assembly.
CAACGUCCAAACAAGUUUAUUUUUUCUUCUUCUCAAACAUAUAGAAGGAUGUCUUUAAUUACCGAACUUGAGCACAUUUUGAUUGCUAUUAUUGUCUUAAAUUUAGUUUCUUCAGUUGUUAUUGUUGCUUUGUCCUAUUAUCUUUACAAGAAGAUUUGUGAAGCAAAGGCACCAUUAGAACAAAUAGCCAAAUGUUUGCAUUCAAGUAUUUUGCCGUUCUACUUUGCUUAUACUCCAAUUGUUGUAUAUGUUGUUAUUGCAUUCCAAUAUGGCCACAAACUUGAUGAAGUCUGUUUUUCUUUUAAUUUUACGUAA